AAAACCUAAUAAGUAAACAGAUAACAAACCAGGGCUGUGUACAUAUUUUCAGAACCUCGUGACGACUAUGAAAUUGUUCUACUGCACAGACAUAAACAAAUUUGGCUUGAAUAUUUAUUGAUAACGUGAUUAAUGGUUAUACGUUUUUAUUUUUAACUGUUCUUCGUUGUAUUAUACAAAAGUGAACAACGUUGCAAAGACAGAUGACCACGUAUACUGUUCACGUGAUAUAAAAUUACUCGUAUUUGAACACACGUAGGGUUAGAGACUGAAAAUUUCGUAUUUGUAGAGUCAACAUCUCGAAAAAUAAUUAUUUAAACGAGAAGACCAUGUGAAAUGGUUCUCUUUUGUAAAGAAUAAAAUUAAAAUUCCUUUGAAGGCAGUGACACGCUACAGUGCACCUAUAUAUUUAUUACGUUAGUUCUUCUUUUAAAUUUCGAUAGUGACAGUACCUUAGCGUUGAUAAGUAGUGUCAUUGUCGUAUCAUAUUCGUAAAUACUACAUACGUACACAUCGACUAAAAAUAUGGUGAAAUAAUUACAGUUUUAUAAAAAUGUGGAAAUACUGUGGUCUUUGUAACGUGUUAUGUUUCAUUGUUGGUGUUGUAUAUGGACACAAUUUCAGAAAUUUCGAUGACACGGUCCUCUUUAAAAUUAAUUGGCCAGGGAAAGCUAAUUCCGAUUUAUUAGAGUCUCGAACAAAUGUGGAACCUUAUUUUAUAACAACCGCAAAUAAUGAAAGAUAUCAGUGUUUAAUUCCUGAUACUACUAUCCAAGAGCAAGAUUAUAAUGAACCAUACAAUGGACCAACUCCGAUACAAAUUUUAUUUUUGUUAUCAGAUCAUAACACCUGUGUCUACAGGCUUGAAUCUUAUUGGACAUAUGAAUUAUGUCACGGAAGAUUUGUACGUCAGUAUCACGAGGAAAGAGAUGGGAAAAAGGUAAAGACACAAGAGUAUUAUCUGGGUAUUUUUGAUAAAUCUCAAGAACUAAAGCUCUUGGCAGAAUAUGCGAAACAAGAGGAAAAUCCUAAUAGGAAGAAAAAUAUACCUAUUAAGAAAGUAGAUGGAAUCAAUAUGCCUUACGUGGAAAUUGAGAUGACAGAUGGCACAGUUUGCAAUGUCAAUAACAAACCACGAAAGGUUAAAGUUCUAUAUGUUUGUUAUCAACAUGAUAAACAUGAACUAUUUUCGGUAACUGAACCUGUCAGUUGCGAAUACGAAGUUAUUGUCCUUUCUCCUUUGCUAUGUAUUCAUCCUGACUACAACCCACGAGAUACAAGAGAAAAUGAAAUUGAUUGUCUGCCAAUUGAUACAGCACCAAAGAAACCAAGGUCUCUUAUCGCGAUGGAGAUAGAAAGUUUGAAACUACGACAUCAGAAAGUGACGGACGGCGAAGCACGCGUUAGAGUUGAAAUACAUCCUGUUGAUGUUAUCGAUAAACAUAAUAAUAUCGAUGAUACUAUAAAUUCAUUAGCAGAUCAAGGUAUCAGUCCAGCUGAAGUUAGUCCUGUGAAAAAUUUUUUGAGCGGAAAAAAUUGUUUACACGGAGGCAACGGAUGGUGGAAGUACGAAUUCUGUUAUGGACGUUCGGUGGUUCAAUAUCACGUGGAACGCGAUGGUACAAAAACAAUAGUAAAUCUCGGUAAAUUCGAUAAACAAAAACACUUGGAUUGGAUUACCAGUCAUCCACAUAAGAGGCCAAAGUCACCACAGCUACGGAAACAACUUUCCCAUUUCUAUAGCGAUGGGAGCAUCUGCGACAAGACUGGUAGUCCGAGACAAACCGAGGUAAAAUUAAAGUGCGUCGAAGGUCUUGCAGCCAGUCCAUCGAGUGUUUCUCUGUUUCUGCUCGAGCCAAAGACAUGCGAAUACGUAUUAGGAGUCGAAUCGCCGUUGAUCUGUGAUAUUUUAGAAUACGCCGAUGAAAAUGGACUUCUUAGCGAGAAGUUCGAAGUAAAUUUCGACAAGUUAAAGACCACCGCUUUCCACGAGUACGAUGAUUUGGACGAGAGGAUAGCAAACGGAGACGAAUAAAAUAAUAUAUUUAAUUAAAGAUUUAUAAAGAAAUGUUUUCAUGGUAAAUGUUUC
This is a messenger RNA of Hylaeus anthracinus, 2089 nucleotides long. RefSeq names its product endoplasmic reticulum lectin 1. Gene Ontology annotation, biological process: retrograde protein transport, ER to cytosol; endoplasmic reticulum unfolded protein response. Gene Ontology annotation, cellular component: endoplasmic reticulum lumen. The transcript has 6 exons. Lineage: Eukaryota; Metazoa; Arthropoda; Insecta; Hymenoptera; Colletidae. The record is from RefSeq and is a predicted model, not a curated record. Bases 554 to 2035 code for a protein of 493 amino acids.